CACUUUCAAGGCCUCCUCGAUCGAUCGAUCGAUCGAAUUGAUCGAUUAAUCUCCUCCUCCACCAACCAAUAAUAUAAUCCAGUUGUCUCUGUUGGCCGCUCGUUGCGACCACGCCACUACAGUCGGGGCAACCAUGGGUGCUUGUGCAACCAAGCCCAAGACGCUCGAGGGAAAGGCUCCCGAGGAGGCCACUCCCAUUGAGGCAGCACCCAAGGUUGCCCUUGAGACCACAAUGAUCUCCAAUAAGGAGGUUGUGGCUGAUCAAGCACCUGAGAAGGUAGUGGAGGAGGCCACCGCGAUGGCAGAGUUACCACCAAAUGAUGAUGCCAUUGUCAUGCAAGACAAGGAGGAGGAAGUUGAAGAAAAGAUCGUCGAGGAGGAGAAGCCUUCAGCCCCAGCUGCAGAGGUGAACAAUACCGAGGUGGUCGAGGAGACCAUAGAGGUAAAGAACACCGAGGUGGACAAGGGGACCACAGAGGUGAAGAACUCCGAGGAGGAGAAGCCAAUUCAGAGCUGAUAAACGACCAUGUAAAUUCGCUCCAUGAUUAUAUAUGCUCAUCCUUAUGCGUGUAAUCCAUUAGGGUUGGCAUAUAUAUCUAGUUCCAUGUGACAUGGAUGAACCAUGUAAUCUUUGAUGUCACCCCUUUUUCCUCCACGGGAUCUUAAUGAAAAACAAUGAACAUAUGUCGACCAUCUAA
This is a messenger RNA of Oryza sativa Japonica Group (Japanese rice), 698 nucleotides long. RefSeq lists its product as uncharacterized. The record is from RefSeq and is a predicted model, not a curated record. NCBI's taxonomy places the organism in Eukaryota, Viridiplantae, Streptophyta, Magnoliopsida, Poales, Poaceae.